UCGUGCCACUGCCAUCCGGUCCUCGCCGAGGAAGAAGAAGGUGCCUAUCUUCGUUCAUGCUGUUCGUCCAUGGGACGAUCGCGGACGACCGGAAGUGCAACGCAGAUGGGGGAAGAGCAUCGCAGACGAGGGAAGAGCAACGCAGACGACGGAAGGGCACCGCAGACGAACCCGAAGGACGAGCAUCGCCAGACGAAUCUGAAGGAUGCGCAACGCUGACGAACCAGAAGGACGAGCACCGCCAGACGAAUCUGAGGGAUGCGCACCGCAGACGAACCAGAAGGAUGCGCAACGCUGACGAACCAGAAGGACGAGCACCGCCAGACGAAUCUGAGGGAUGCGCACCGCAGACGAACCAGAAGGAUGCGCAACGCUGACGAACCAGAAGGACGAGCACCGCCAGACGAAUCUGAGGGAUGCGCACCGCAGACGAACCAGAAGGAUGCGCAACGCUGACGAACCAGAAGGACGAGCACCGCCAGACGAAUCUGAGGGAUGCGCACCGCAGACGAACCAGAAGGAUGCGCAACGCUGACGAACCAGAAGGACGAGCACCGCCAGACGAAUCUGAGGGAUGCGCACCGCAGACGAACCAGAAGGAUGCGCAACGCUGACGAACCAGAAGGACGAGCACCGCCAGACGAAUCUGAGGGAUGCGCACCGCAGACGAACCAGAAGGAUGCGCAACGCUGACGAACCAGAAGGACGAGCACCGCCAGACGAAUCUGAGGGAUGCGCACCGCAGACGAACCAGAAGGAUGCGCAACGCUGACGAACCAGAAGGACGAGCACCGCCAGACGAAUCUGAGGGAUGCGCACCGCAGACGAACCAGAAGGAUGCGCAACGCUGACGAACCAGAAGGACGAGCACCGCCAGACGAAUCUGAGGGAUGCGCACCGCAGACGAACCAGAAGGAUGCGCAACGCUGACGAACCAGAAGGACGAGCACCGCCAGACGAAUCUGAGGGAUGCGCACCGCCAGACGAACCAGAAGGAUGCGCAACGCUGACGAACCAGAAGGACGAGCACCGCCAGACGAAUCUGAGGGAUGCGCACCGCAGACGAACCAGAAGGAUGCGCAACGCUGACGAACCAGAAGGACGAGCACCGCCAGACGAAUCUGAGGGAUGCGCACCGCAGACGAACCAGAAGGAUGCGCAACGCUGACGAACCAGAAGGACGAGCACCGCCAGACGAAUCUGAGGGAUGCGCACCGCAGACGAACCAGAAGGAUGCGCAACGCUGACGAACCAGAAGGACGAGCACCGCCAGACGAAUCUGAGGGAUGCGCACCGCAGACGAACCAGAAGGAUGCGCAACGCUGACGAACCAGAAGGACGAGCACCGCCAGACGAAUCUGAGGGAUGCGCACCGCAGACGAACCAGAAGGAUGCGCAACGCUGACGAACCAGAAGGACGAGCACCGCCAGACGAAUCUGAGGGAUGCGCACCGCAGACGAACCAGAAGGAUGCGCAACGCUGACGAACCAGAAGGACGAGCACCGCCAGACGAAUCUGAGGGAUGCGCACCGCAGACGAAUCUGAAGGAUGCGCACCGCCAGACGAACCAGAAGGACGAGCAACGCUGAGGACUGGAAAUGCAACGC
Molecule: messenger RNA, 1608 nt
Organism: Habropoda laboriosa
Lineage: Eukaryota; Metazoa; Arthropoda; Insecta; Hymenoptera; Apidae
Exons: 2
Coding region: 57-377 (106 amino acids)
Source: RefSeq, a predicted model, not a curated record